Molecule: messenger RNA, 886 nt
Organism: Schistosoma turkestanicum
Lineage: Eukaryota; Metazoa; Platyhelminthes; Trematoda; Strigeidida; Schistosomatidae
Source: the annotation of a GenBank genome assembly
UGUGAUCUGAAUAUCAGCAUAUCAUUUCCGGCUGCCUGGAUAUCACCGAACGUAUUGAGCAGCUUGUAUGCUUGAACAUUAUACCCUAAGACAACUGUAUAAAAGGUUUUUCAUACUACUUGCUGAGUGAUAUAGUUUUCAAUAUGUCGAAAUCUAUGCUAACACUAGAUCCCGACUGUACAAUAUUCCUAAUGUGUGAUGUACAAAAAAGCUUAUUAAACACUGUUAUCGAUUCAGAUAAUGUUCAUAUGCGUAUAUCUCAUCUUUUGCAGUUAGGCAAGGAAUGUGGAAUUCCACUACUAGUUACUGAACAGUAUUCUAAAGGUCUAGGUAAGACGUCAGAUUCUCUCGAUAUAUCACAUGCAUUAUGCCUGGUUGACAAAACAUCAUUUUCUAUGUAUAAUGGAUUAAUUACUGAGAAACUAGCUGAGUUUCGUGAUCGUUACAUUGUCUUAUUUGGCCUUGAAGCACAUAUAUGUAUUCUCCAAACUGCUUUGCAUUUAUUGUCAGAAAAUUUUAAAGUUCUCAUAGUGGCUGACGCAUGCAGUUCUCGAAGUGCUGUUGAUAUGAGAAUCGCUCUACAACGUUUAACUUCUGCUGGUGUAAUACUAACGACAACAGAAUCAUUGCUAUUUGAAUUGAUCAAAACAAAAGAUUCACCACAUUUCAAUUUGGUUAAGAAUAUGGUACGCAUACAUUUACCAGAUCAUCCUGCAUUGAUCAACUAUUGAACUGACUAAAAUAUGUUGUAUCUCUAACCUGUUAAAUAAUAUCCUGUGAAAAAACGUUUCCUCCAGAUACAGCUAAAUGUCUGUUUUUGUAUUUUCAAAAGCCUUUUUCAACUUCUGUAUGACUUCGUUUCAAUAAAUUGUGAGAACUUACUUUC